This is a messenger RNA of Micropterus salmoides (largemouth bass), 1062 nucleotides long. RefSeq names its product cilia- and flagella-associated protein 251. The transcript is spliced from 2 exons. NCBI's taxonomy places the organism in Eukaryota, Metazoa, Chordata, Actinopteri, Centrarchiformes, Centrarchidae. The record is from RefSeq and is a predicted model, not a curated record. The coding region runs from base 15 to 1037 and encodes 340 amino acids.
CCCUGGCAGCCAAAAUGAAGUCUCUGCUGUCUGUAUGCUGCUUGCUGUCUCUGCUGGCCCUUUCUGCUGCAGAUCUCUUGGCAGGCUCCUCCAUCCAUGAUGAGGAGCCUCGGGUGCGUCUGCAGCUUCAGCAGUCAGAGGGAGACCUCUUCUCCUGUGGAUGUGAGGCAACAGAGGAGCACGCCAGUCAGAGCUCCUCCAAUGACACCCCGGCCCCAGAGAGGGCCAUGUGCCAGCCCUGCAAACCCCCAUCAGCUUUAGACACUGAAGAAGAGCCUGCUUCCUUCUCAGAGCAUGAAGUGGAGGAGGAGGAAGCGGCAGCUCCUGCGGAGGAGGAAGCUUCCACUGAGGAGGUGACUAGUGAUGGAGAAGGGGAGCAGGAGGAGGCAGCUUCCCAGGAAGAGGCAGAAGAAGAGGAGGUGACAUCUGAGGAGGAGGCUGAGACAGAGCCUGUAGAGGAGGCUGAGUCAGUGGAGGAGGAAGUGGAACAGGAGGAGACAGUAGCUGAGGUUGAGGAAGAGGAGGAGAAAACUGAGGAAGGAGAGGAAGAAGCAGAGGAGGAGUUGUCCCAUGAGGAUGAGGAAGUGAAUGAACCACAGGAAGAAGUUGCAGAAGAGGAAGAACCUGCUGAAGAAGAAGCAGACACACAGGAGGAUACAGAGGCAGCAGCUGAGGAGGAAAGUGUGGAAACUUUCAUACACAAGGCUGCAGAGGAGGAAGAUACCACUGCUGAGGACACAGCUGAGAAAGAGGUCACAGCGGCUGAAUCUGAACCAGAAGCAGCUGAGCUUCCUCAAACAGACCCUGAACCUGAGGAAACAGAGCCAGAAGUGACAGCAGAAUCUGUAGAUGAACCAGAACCGGAGGUGACUGAAGAGCCAGAGCCUGAAGUAAUUUCAGACCCGGAGGUGACUGAAGAGCCAGAGCCUGAAGUCGUUUCAGAACCAGAGGUGACUGAAGAGCCAGAGCCUGAAGUCGUUUCAGAUCCGGAGGUGACUGCAGAGCCAGAGCCUGAAGUCGUUUCAGAACCGAGGUGACUGAAGAGCCAGAGCCUGAAGUCGU